AUGAAACUGAAGCAGGGCUCGUUUCUGUGGUACCUCUAUCUGGACAAGCUAUACUGCCUGUUAUCCGUGAGGAACGUGAAGGUCUUGGUGGAGUAUUUUCACCUUCUCGACGUGCACCACAACAACACCUUGAACGAUGUGCUGUUUUACCACUUCCUUCAUCAUGUGACUAACUGGAAACGGAGGCAGAUCAUGAUUGUGUUUAACAUGCUGGACUGGAAUGCUAUGGGCGAGAUUGGUUUUGACCAGUUCUACAUGUUGGUCUGCAUACUGCUGGCACAACAGAAUCACUUAGAAGAGCAGUUUAUCUUCCGCCACUCCCGGCCUGUUUUUGAGCUGCUUGACCUGGAGGGGGAGCUGAGAAUUGGUGCAGACAACUUCCACAUGUACAACUUUCUCUUCAAUAUUAAAAAACAGGAACUCAAAGAGCUCUACCACGACUUUGACGUCACAGGUGACCGUCGUCUUAAUUACAAGGAAUUUAAGCUGUUUACUAUCUUCACCAUGGACAAAUACCAGGAGAGGCAGAAAGCAGAGAAAGAGAAUGAGAAAAAGAGAAAGAAAGAGAAAAAGGCUCUGCUCAAAAAGAAAACUCAUCAGGUUAACGUGAGCUCCAAACAGUCUUCUUUUACAAAUAGAUCUGAAAGUAGAAUGUAAGUAAUUACAGCUGUUAACAUGCCUAAAAAUAAAUUUAGAAGAUCGAAGUGGGUAUCUUUACAUUGACUUCUACACAUGAAAGGUUCAAAUACGUGCUCUUCGAUCAGCAAGUUAAUCCUUUAAUAACUUCUUGACCCCACAAUAAUGUAACGUGAAGUGCACAUGUCUCA
Herpailurus yagouaroundi (jaguarundi) is the source of this 827-nucleotide messenger RNA. It is a transcript of the gene EFCAB9, whose product is annotated as EF-hand calcium binding domain 9. Lineage: Eukaryota; Metazoa; Chordata; Mammalia; Carnivora; Felidae. Gene Ontology annotation, molecular function: calcium ion binding; calcium ion sensor activity. The coding region runs from base 1 to 657 and encodes 218 amino acids. Gene Ontology annotation, cellular component: cytoplasm; sperm principal piece. Gene Ontology annotation, biological process: flagellated sperm motility; sperm capacitation. The transcript is spliced from 4 exons. The record is from RefSeq and is a predicted model, not a curated record.